Messenger RNA from Nasonia vitripennis (jewel wasp), 2500 nucleotides. RefSeq names its product potassium/sodium hyperpolarization-activated cyclic nucleotide-gated channel 1-like. NCBI's taxonomy places the organism in Eukaryota, Metazoa, Arthropoda, Insecta, Hymenoptera, Pteromalidae. Bases 681 to 2363 code for a protein of 560 amino acids. The record is from RefSeq and is a predicted model, not a curated record. The transcript has 10 exons.
AUAGUAUUUGUAAAUUUAUUGUAUUCCCAGCCGCAAUGAAAAAAGUUUAUUAUAAAGUUUAAGAGCUUUAACAACCUUAUACAUUAUUAUUAAAUUACAUUAAUAUUGAUAUAUUUAUUGUAUAGACUUGACAAAGGGUAAUAUAAAUAAGUUUAAAGCGAAUUGCUCAACAAUUUAUAUUGUUAUUUACAAAAGUAUUAUUUAUUAUGAAAAGCUUUUUUAUUUAAAUUUCUAUAAUAGCAUAUUACGCUGCAUCUACGGAGGUAAAAACAAGUACUAUCCUCGAUGACAGUAAACUCAAAAUAAAUGUCAUGACUGUCACGGGUCGCGUUCCGUCUAUCGUCCACCACAAAACAUGUGAUCGACAAAGAUCCACACCGACAAGUCGCAUGUCUAUUCCAUAACCACAAAGUUAUAUUCCACAUAUAUUAAGCUAUAGGAUACGGCCCCAGCAGCCUGAACAGUCUGAAGAUCCCCGUCGAUCAUAAGCGCGCGCCGCCGGCAAGGUCGCUUUCGCAACUUUCAAGUCACAAGUCAGAGCACGCUCUCUUGGUCUUGGCUCCGGCCUCCGGCCUCCGCCGCGCCAUUUACUUACUCCCGAGAUAAGCAAGGGUCCAACUCAUAUAGGUAUACUCGUAUCCUCGAUUAUUCAUACGGCAGGCCAGGCUAAUGGGACCGCAAUGAAGUAUACUUGCAUAGGGGCCUGCGAAUCGCGAAUCGCGAUGCACGCGUGCGAGUUGCGCAGGGGCUCGGAGAGCCACUUGCCCCGCUUGCCGCCGAACGCGAGGUGCGCCGCUCGAUCCAAGCGUCGCCUGCAGAAGCUCCUCCUCGUCUCCGCUCGGCACCCCUUGACCAGGCUCUACCUGCGCAGCAGAGCGGCUAUCGCGUUCGAGAAGCGCCGACACGGCGUAUCCGCUCACUGGUGGCUCGUGCAUCCCUGCAGCUGCUUUCGGUUCGCCUGGGACAUCGUCAUGAGCCUCGCCUACCUCUACAUGUUCUUCAUGAUCCCUCACAUGAUGUCGUUCCACCGGAUGCCGGCGGGAGGAGACGGCUCGGACCCUCUCGCGGAGACAUUGAGCGUUCUAACGCCUGGAUACGUCGUCUGCUUGGUGGACGUCUCGCUCAAUUUCCUCACUGGAUACGUUUCCCCGGACGGUCACGAAAUCUUCCUCGAUCCGCUGCUCGUAUCCAAGUUGGCCUCACACUACGCGAGCGGGCGAUUCUUUGCCCUGGAUCUGCUGUCGUCCAUUCCUUACACGUGGUUCCAUCGAGAACAGCUACAGAAGCCGGAGAAGGAUCCGAAGCUGCGACUGUUGUUUCUCGAGCUGCUUCCGCUUUUGAAGUUCUUCAGACUCAGCACCUUGCGGCAUUACAUCAAAGAAGUAGUCGUGGCCUGCGGAGCGUCACGAGUUUACGAGCACGGAAUAUGGAUUCUUUGCCUGACGGUGCUGAUUUUUCACUGGGCUGCUUGCUUCACUUUCGUCUUCCCCUUCUUUUACGCGUACGUAACGCGGACUCCCUUGGACAAAGCCGAAGGCUACCUCUUCAAUACCAAGUUGUACGAAAAACCAACUUGGCUUAUUUAUCUGACGAGCUUGCACAUGGGCGGAGGCAAUCUUUGCAGUUAUAGUUACACCGAAUUCCGGUACACGGACCUACCCGACAAAGUGACUCGAUGUAUUCUUCUACUGUUCGGCAUGUCGUACUUUCUCUAUGUCAUCGUGAUCGUACUGCAGCUCGUAAGGUCAGCUGCCGAACCAGAAUUGAAGUAUCAGUCGAUUAUGCAUGGAGUCAAAGAUUACAUUGGCAACAAAAAACUGUCAAAUAAUCUAAAGGACAAGUUGCUGCAUUUCUAUGAGCACCGCUUUCAGGGAAGCUUGUUUAAAGAAAAGGCGAUAACGUCAACUCUUUCAAAGCAUUUAAAACACGAAAUCACUCAACACAGCAGCAGAAUACUGUUAGAGUCUUCGCCACUGUUGAAUAGUAUACCUCGGUCAUUGUUGAACAGUAUCAUAGGUGCAUUAAAACAAGUGAUUUUUCUCCAAGAUGAUGUUAUUUUCAAAUGCGAUACGGAAGGAAAGUGCAUGUAUUUCAUAGUCACAGGCACCGUUGCUAUAAUAAGCUAUUCAGGAAAAGAAAUUUGUCACUUACGCGAUGGCGACUACUUUGGCGAAAUCGCUUUAGUCCAGCAGGAUCACAAAAGAAUAACAACGGCGAUUGCUCUGGAGAUGUGCGAAGUUCUACGCUUCGAUCGUCGAGAUUUCAAUCGUGUGAUCACACCCAAAUCCGAUCUUCACGAGCGUUUAGAAUUGGUAGCCCACAGACGAAUGCAAGACGUUCAAGACGUUCAGAGCGAAAUAUAGCAAGAGAGAAUAAUUUGUGUUUGAAAUUUGUUCUAAUUUUGUUUAUUGGUGAACAACAAAAAUUUUCUUUUUGUGUAUUAGAACGUCAUACAAACACCAUAAGUACAAUGAAACGGGCAUGGCAAUUAACGUAGUAA